Molecule: messenger RNA, 742 nt
Organism: Paramecium pentaurelia
Lineage: Eukaryota; Ciliophora; Oligohymenophorea; Peniculida; Parameciidae
Source: the annotation of a GenBank genome assembly
AUGUAAACAUCACCACCAUUCUCAUAAAAUUACACCAAUCCUUUAUUGAUGAAAGAUGAUGUAGGUAAGUCUAAACCUUCAACAUAUAAUCUCCCUAAUUAAGAUUUUGUCUAUGGAUAACCUUUAACAAAAGAUAAAGAAGGAGCCAAAGAAGGUAAAUAAACAUCCUUACUCAGUUACAAUGACUUGGAAAUUCCAUAAAGUAUCACAAGAUCAAGUACCUAACCGAGAUUUUACUGAAUUAAACAAAUAGUCUAUUCAUAAUGGAUUUGUCAAAGCACAUGUAAUAUUUAGAAUAUAUUUAGGAUAUGUAUAAAUUUAGAUAAACCAAUGAUGCCAGAUUAAAAAUUAAAAAAGGUACCAACAUACAAGCUAUAGAAUUACCAGAAGAAGAAUUCAGAUAUGGUCGUAAAAAUAGGUAUAUUUCAUUUUAUUAUUAUUAGACCAUCAACACCAAUGAAAUUAGUUAUGGGUAAUUCUUAUGGAAUUUAAGCUGAAUCCAUUAUAUUAGAUAAAUAUUAAUGUAGAGCAAAUUCAUAAGUAACAACAUAUUAUAUUAAUAAAGGAUUCUAAACUAUCUUCAUCAAUUGUAAAAGGUAAUAAAGCAUCUUAAUUAUAUUAUGAUACUAAUCAAAAAAAAUUAGCAGCUAUCUAAGGAAUUGAAAAAAAAGAACCUUUCAAAAUGGAAAAGUUUAAAACUGUAAAUUCUAAAAUAAGUACCAAUUUAUCAACUAAAAAAUGA